AUGGCGGCUUCGCUCCCGCGACCCGGGAGCCGGCUCUUCAGAACGUAUGGGGCUGCCGGUGGCUGGGGGCCGCGGCGGCGGCCGGGACGGGCAGUCGCUCAGUGGUUCCCGCCGCAAGACCGGAAGCGUUUCUGCAGCAGCAGCAGUAGCAGUGACGCCAGCAACAGCGGCCCCUCGCAGUGUGUCGUUUCGGACGACCCUGACGACCCCGACUUCCGCGGCAGCCCGGUACGUCAACCUCGGAGGCGGCCUGGUGGCCGAAUCUCCAACGACCAGGCUAACCUGUUCGUGACCCCAAGACGCCUGAGGCUGAGAGCUCGGCCGCCACAAAAGUGCAGCACCCCGUGCGGCCCGCUCGGACCCCCGCCUUUCCCUGACAGCAACCCGGGCCGCCUCAGUCCGGAUCUCAGCGUGUGCAGCCAGCCCAAGGGCUACGACGAGCUGGGCACCAGUGCCUCCCUCUUCAGCUCUCUGGCCUCUCCUAGUAGCCCCGGACCCGGGACCCCAGCGCCAACAGACAGUGCCAUCUGUGUCGGCCCCUCCGCCACUCUGGAUACAGCCUCUGAAGUUCCAAGAGACUUACACUGCCCGGCAGCCUCCCUGGACCCGGCAUCUCUCCCCUGCUCCUGGAACGCAGCAGCGGAAGGACGUAGGUUCACUCGGGCUGCCCACCAAGCCCGUGCCACCCUCAGGUCAGCUCUCUUUAGUGUUACGGACUCAGGAAACCCUAAGAAUUCGGAGUUUGGGGCAGAUGGGAAGAAUACAAGGGAGGCCUGCUGUAAAAAAGAACGGAUAAGAAGCAGACUGAAGGGGCCCGGUUUGUCAAGCACCGGUAAAAAGACAGCCACAGACCCGCACUCUUGUAAAGAGAAUGGGUCUCAAGAGGCUGUCCAGGUAGAAUUUGAGGAGGCCAGAGGUUGCAAGGGCUGUAUUAUAGCUGGGGAGAUCAAAAGACCUGAAAGAACAGGGCCAAGCCGGAAGAGGAAACAUCAGGAGGUAGUGGAAACCUCCCUUCACCAUUACCACCCAUUUAAAAAGAGCCAAAAGAUGAAAACAAACUCAUUCCUCACCCAGAACCUGACUCAUUUACAGGAUGCCUGCUCUUGGACCAAAACCAGGGCCUCCCUCUCUUUACACAAGAAGAAGAUUGUGACUGCUGUGUCAGAGGUGUGCAGCAGCUCCACCAUUGCUAGUUCUCUCUCAGAAUCCCUCAUAUCAGAAUAUUCAAAUCCUCCAAUCAUGAACAAAACAAACAGUGCUCCAUCCCCUUGGCACUUCUCAUCCAUGUAUAUGCUAAGCCCCUUAAAGACUCUUCAUAUAGUAGACAAAAAGGCAUCUGAUGCUGAAAAGGUUUAUGGGGAAUGCAAUCAGGAAGGUCCUAUGCCCUUCAGCUACUGUCUUUCCUCAGAAAAACUGGAACACUGUCAGAAGAUUGGGGAAGGAGUGUUUGGUGAAGUGUUUCAAACAACUGCUAAUCAUAUACCUGUAGCCCUAAAAAUCAUUGCUAUUGAAGGACAAGAUUUAGUCAAUGGAGCCCAACAGAAAACCUUUGAGGAAAUCCUGCCAGAGAUCAUCAUCUCCAAAGAGUUGAGUCUCUUGUCUGAUGAGGCAUUCAACCACACAGAAGGCUUUAUUGGGUUGAACUCUGUGCACUGUGUCCAAGGAUCUUACCCUCCCUUGCUCCUCAGAGCCUGGGAUCUCUAUAACUCAACCAAAGGGUCUGCAAAUGACCGGCCUGACUUUUUUAAUGAACACCAGCUCUUCAUUGUGCUGGAAUUUGAGUUUGGAGGGACUGACUUAGAGCGAAUGAGAACAAAGUUGGCCUCCAUGGCUACUGCAAAGAGCAUUCUACACCAGAUCACUGCAUCCCUCGCUGUGGCAGAGGCAUCACUGCACUUUGAGCACCGAGACUUACAUUGGGGGAACGUGCUCUUAAAGAAAACCAACCUCAAAGAGCUCCACUACACCCUCAAUGGGAAGACAGGCACUAUCCCCACCCGUGGGCUGCAUGUCAACAUCAUUGACUAUACCCUGUCACGCUUGGAGCGGGAUGGAAUAGUGGUUUUCUGUGAUAUUUCUAUGGAUGAGGACCUAUUUACAGGUGAAGGUGACUACCAGUUUGAGAUCUACAGGCUAAUGAGGAAGGAGAACAACAACUGUUGGGGUGAAUACCACCCUUAUAAUAAUGUGCUCUGGCUACAUUACCUCACAGAUAAGAUUCUGAAACAAGUGACCUUCAAGCAUAAAAAUAAUACCUCUGCCAUGAAGCAAGUGAAGCGAGAGAUCCAGCAUUUUCAUGAGACAAUGCUGAACUUCAGCUCUGCCACUGAGCUGCUCUGUCAACACAGUCUAUUUAAGUAA
Messenger RNA from Orycteropus afer afer, 2361 nucleotides. RefSeq names its product histone H3 associated protein kinase (gene HASPIN). The coding region runs from base 1 to 2361 and encodes 786 amino acids. Gene Ontology annotation, biological process: intracellular signal transduction; mitotic cell cycle; protein phosphorylation. NCBI's taxonomy places the organism in Eukaryota, Metazoa, Chordata, Mammalia, Tubulidentata, Orycteropodidae. Gene Ontology annotation, molecular function: ATP binding; histone H3T3 kinase activity. The record is from RefSeq and is a predicted model, not a curated record. Gene Ontology annotation, cellular component: cytoplasm; nucleus. The transcript has a single exon.